Messenger RNA from Oxyura jamaicensis (ruddy duck), 3375 nucleotides. Its product is annotated as iporin-like. NCBI's taxonomy places the organism in Eukaryota, Metazoa, Chordata, Aves, Anseriformes, Anatidae. Bases 289 to 3375 code for a protein of 1028 amino acids. The transcript is spliced from 4 exons. Gene Ontology annotation, cellular component: cytoplasmic vesicle. The record is from RefSeq and is a predicted model, not a curated record.
UGCGCAGACCCUCUGCAUUUCCGGGGAUGCAGCUGUGACAAAAAUAAAUAAAUAAUAAUUGACUGUGUUUCCCACAGCAUCCUGGUGAGAGAGCACGGAGCCCACUGGAGUCAGAGUGCUCAGCACUGCCGGAGCGGAGCGUGUGCAGGGAGAGGAGACAGGAAGCAGAGAAUCUGUGGAAAGGUAUCUGAAUUCCCCCAUGAGGUGUCCUACCAGCCUCUCAUGCACAGCCCUACCUGUCCAUGGGUAGCACAAACUUAACUGAUGUCCUGAAGAGCGUUCCUCACCAUGGAUAGUCCACCAAAGCUGACUGGUGAAACGCUGAUUGUCCAUCACAUUCCCCUGGUGCAUUGCCAGGUCCCAAAUAGACAGUGCUACUCCGUGAACAAAAGGACCAACCCCUUCUGUCAGCCAGAUAUCAGCAUUACAUGGACCUCUGCCCUUCCAGAGAGAGACCUCUCACAGACCAACUCCUUGGUGUACAGCAGCUUUUUCCGGACCUCCAAAAGUUCAGCAGAGGCCUCAGACAACAAAGAAGGAAAAGCCAGGGACUUGAUUGUCCCUAGUGCCAGCAAGCGACACAACCCUUUCUUACUGAACGAGGCUGAAGACCUCAGCCUCUUUGGGGAUGACUUGGGUCCAAAAUCUUUCCAUCUUCACAACUCCCUUGUGGCUGGCAAACCUUCCUUUCAUCUGCAUGAGCUAGCCUUGCCUCCUUUCCACCUCCACGACCCCAACCACAUUGUGAAAUCCUGGAACAUGGCCAGCCGGUCUGGUGUGGUAGAUGGGCAAGAGGACAAAAUCAGCAGUGAUGACAUCCAGAAGAGAAACAACAUGAAACAGUGCCACCAGGCCACAGAACGCAUGGAGCUGGAUGAAUGCAGCUGCCACUGUGGCAGCUCUUCCAGCUUCUUCCUUGAUGGUGGCGACCAGGAAUGUAACCAAAACACAGGUGAAUCACUGAGGAAUCAGGAUGCCCUGCACAGCUGGACAUGCAGCUGUUCCAGCUCCGGUCUCCAUCACUGUCACUGCUACAGUUUGUCAGGUCAGUCUGAAGUGAUUGACCAGCAGAUGGGCUACAUCAGUGACUCUUCCUGCAACAGCUCUGAUGGGGUGCUGGUGAACUUCAGUGCUCUCUACAACAAAAUGAAUGGCCGUUCUCAAUCUAACCUGAAUUCAGCCAACCUGUCCUGUGACUCUUCCUUCUGCAGCUACUCAGACAUGGGAGCUUUUUACCUAGAUUUGCAUUCAUCACCCACAGAAUCCAAGAUAUUAUGUGAGUCGCAUCACCCAGAGAGUUUAGGGAAGGCAUGCAAGUGUCACCACUCCUCCUCACCUGUCCUUGAUGCUAACUGCAACUCCUACCACCUCCACUGUGAGCCUUGCACUUCAGAGAGCUCAGACCUCACUGCCUGCUUCCAGAGCCAAGCACGGCUUGUUGUGGCUACUCAGAAUUAUUAUAAGUUAGUCACGUGUGACUUGUCUUCCCAGUCAUCCCCCAGCCCAGCAGGAUCUUCCAUAACUAGCUGCUCGGAAGACCACACCAAAGGUAGCCCAGCCCAGUCCACUGAAUACUAUCUUUUUAGAAGGCCUGACCUGAGACAAGAAGAAAGCAAUGUGGAGUGCAGUGAAGAGGAGACAAAGGGAGAAACCACACAGAACAUGACUGAGGGUCACGUCUAUGUGAACGUGUCACCACCUAACCUCAACACAAGCCAGCAGCGCUCCAGGAGCUAUGAUCAGAAACUGGACAGGAGUCCUAGCAGCAGGCUGGGCUCUCUGGAGCGCAUAGUGAGCUGUCCAGUCAAGUUGAGUGAAAGUCCAGCGAUACCCAUCCAGAGUUCCCCUCCAAAGCAAGUGACAUCUUUUGCUGAACUUGCUAAAGUCAGGAAAAAGAACAGCACCUCCCCACUGCUCCGGUCCAGUGGCGAUUCCUCCUUGGAGUUCUCCCCUAUCCCUGAGACACAGCAGGACUGUCCAACCUUCCUUGAAGAAAGAGCUCGCCACAGCCAGAGUCUUCCACCCAUGCCCUUCAUCCAUGGCCUGAACCGGAGCUGCGAGGGCUUCUGUUUGAAUCACCCUUUUGGGGACAGACAGGCUUUGUGUUCCACCAAAGACUUGGUCUCCACUGAGACUGUCCCCAGUGGGCAUGGGGCAGGUGAGCAAGCCUCUCUCUCCCUGCUGACGGAGGCAGAUGCCAACUUCUCAGGUAGCUCUGCCAGUGGCCACAAACAAAGAGAUGUUAGAGCCCAAGCAGAUGGUGGCGGCACAGACAGCAAGCCUGUGGUGCGCUACAGCAAGGACCAGCGUCCCACAACUCUGCCCAUCCAGCCCUUUGUUUUCCAGCACCAUUUCAGUAAGCCGCCCAAGGCCUGUGCUCUGCACAGCCAUUUUGCCUCCAGCUUUUCUCAACUCUAUAGCUUGUCCAGCAACCGGCCUGCCAGCCAGCAGAUCUUCAAUUUCCAGACCUCUGCUACCUUGGCAGAGCAGGUGGCAGCAUCAGGGAGCCAAGCCCACAGCACACUGCUGACCCAGAGCUCAGCGGAUGGAGCUGCCUCCCUCAACGAUGGCUGCAUCAAGAACACAGCCCCUGAAACAACCCGGCCAUCCCCCCUGGGCAGUUAUUCUCCUGUGCGAUGCAACAUGCCUUUCUUUCAGAGUGUGGACUCCUCUUCCUCACCCACCGUGGAGAGAGCUGGAGAGAGCCAGCCUCCCAGGAACAGGUCCUGCCCCAUCUCUGCCAACCUGCUUCCUACCAGGUCUUCCCCUGCUGUCAGUGCCAUGCCCUCCCAAGUCACCAAAGCUGAUGUCCUGAGGCAAAAGGAGAACCCCAGGCUGGUUCCCAAGAAGGAGGCACCGUUGGAGCCAAGCCCACCGCUCUCCGAGUACCGACUCCACAGUGGGUCUCUCCUGCCCCUUUCACUGGGUGGUGUGCCCAUGAGCCAAGGUGGAGCCCAUGCAGAUCCCCAUUGGAGGAGUGGCAGUGAGACGAGCAGCUCUGGUCCCCUGAGCAGCAUGGGAGUACGGCUCCUCAAUGUGAACCACCUCUCCCCUCAAGUGCUGAAGUGGCGAGAGUACAGGCAGAGGAACCCCCUGGGCCUGGACUGCGUUUCAGGGCUGCCUGGCUUAGCCAGCAGCCUAGGCAGGAGGCAGCAGGAGCCCCGGCUGAACCAGGGGAACCUGAUCUUUGAGUUCCCGGGCACCCUCAACACCAACAAUUUCCACUGCAAGCUGAACGGUGCGCACCACCCUUCUGCUGGGGGGUCUGGGGGUGACCUUGGGGCUCAGGUACAAUGUCCCAGCUACGCCUGGCCUUAUCACUGCUCUGCCAGCUCUGAACAGGAGGUUCGAUGCAUCUGCUCACAGUGGGGCUGA